CGGCACCACCUGUUGUCGGCCGGGGUCAGAGAACCGGCUGCAGGCCUAGCGGGCUAACCGUGCCUCGACAGGGUAGGGUUUCUGCGCUGGCGUUGCAGUCCGAUGGGCUCUUGCUCUCGGAACGAACCAGCCCGGAAGAGCAAUGGCGAAUCCCCUUGCUCUGUGGAUAGCGAUGAUGGAUCAUUCUGAACUGGUUGUUCUGUGCUUGUACAAAACCACCCUCCCGUUCUGUGUUCGAGGAAAUGACUCGGACUGAGGCAUGCCCACCAGGCAACGAUUAGUCUCAGGACAAUGUCAGCUGCUCCAGAUGACGUCACGCACCUCGGAAUUGAUCAGAACGCUGACCGAGGCACAUUAAUAUCCUGCAAAAGCCAAGUCCAACACGCUACGCCAUUGCUACUGUCAGGGGUACCAGCCUGCCCCCUGCAAGCGGGCAGCUCAAGCACAGUAAGCUUCCCUAUAAAUACCCUUGCAUGCUAAAGGAGAGGAGGGGGGAUACGCACAACCCCUACGGGGACACACUCCAAAACACUUCUUCUCUUGAAAUCCCCUCCACAUCGCUGACUUGAUCGUCGGAGGGGUCGGGCCGAGCUCCCGGCCCGACCUGUGUGCAGGUGCGAAGGACGGGAUCGCCCCUUCCCGACGCUACGACGGAGCUUCCUCCCGACCCAAACCCCCGUGCUCGGCCGUCGGGAGACCCCGAGGGACGCCGCCCGAGAUCCCCCCACUUCCGGACCCGAACUAAGCCGCGACGGCCCCGAGGCCAUGGCUUAAACAGAUGCCCCCCGCAUCAGUGAAGAGGGAAAUACAGAGAUGCUAUGGACUUGUUCACAAGCUCGGAAGGGGUGUAGUGUAUCUUGGUUCAUCGAGAGUGCAAGUGGGCCAUCCACAUUAUGAGCAAGCGAUGCAAUUGGCUAAAGAGGUUGCUCUACUUUUGGACUGCACUACAUGGACCGGAGCUGGCCCUGGUCUCAUGGAUGCCGCCUUUAAGGGUGCUCUUGAAGCAAAGAAGCCAGUUGGGGGAUUCAAGAUAGCAAGGGAAUCGGGCGAGUGGACGUCCUCAAACUUCCAUCCCUACCUCCCUCCUGAAACAUAUCUCACAUGCAGGUUUUUCUCGGCGAGGAAACAUGGACUGGUGGAUGCUGCAGUGCGGAACAAUCCAUCCGACAUGACGGCUGUCGUCGCCUUACCUGGUGGAAUUGGAACCCUAGAUGAGGUGUUUGAGAUUCUUGCCUUGAUUCAGCUGGAAAGAAUUGGCUCCAAGUUUCCAGUCCCCUUCCUGCUUAUGAAUUAUGAUUCGUUUUACUCGAAGCUGUUGGAUUUCCUAGACGACAGUGGAAAAUGGGGCACGGUGGCAAGAGGAGAGGUUGAAGCACUGUGGAAAGUAUGCGGUGGGAAUUCGGAAGCCUCGGACUACUUGGCAGAAUUCUAUGGACUUCCUCAAACCAAAAUGAAUAAAAACAAGAUUAGUGUAGAGGGGAGUGGAUUUAUGGAGUGACUUGCAUUGUUAUUGCACGAAAAUGAAUUAUUAGUCUCUUUCUUUCCUGUAUAUGGAAUUAUUAUUUACUGGUUAUAUAGAACAUUGCCUUUCCUUUAGAA
This is a messenger RNA of Musa acuminata AAA Group (dessert banana), 1599 nucleotides long. RefSeq lists its product as uncharacterized. Lineage: Eukaryota; Viridiplantae; Streptophyta; Magnoliopsida; Zingiberales; Musaceae. The transcript has 6 exons. The record is from RefSeq and is a predicted model, not a curated record. Bases 779 to 1498 code for a protein of 239 amino acids.